GCGAAAGCUGAAGAACAAGAGAGAAGAAGAAGUCUGAUGCGAUAUUCAUAACACAAGUCUCUUCAAUACCUACCAGAGGGGAGAUGACGAGAAGGAAAAUACAGAUAAAGAAAAUAGACAGUGUAACAGCAAGACAAGUGACUUUCUCAAAGAGAAGGAAAGGUCUCUUCAAGAAGGCACAUGAACUCUCAACUCUCUGUGAUGCUGAGAUUGCUCUCUUGGUCUUCUCUUCCACUGGCAAGCUUUAUGACUAUGCUAGCUCAAGUAUUCAGCAGGUAAUAGAAAGGUAUGAUCAACAUUCAGCCAUUCAAAUACAAGGCAAACCAUCUGUUGAUCUGCAGCUCGAAGGUGAUGAGAAGGAGCUGCACAAGGUAGUAGUAGCAGAAAAGACUCGUGAAUUGAGGCAGCUGAAUGGGGAAGAGCUUCAAGGAUGCACACGAAGAAUUGCAGACACUAGAGGAAAGACUUGAAAGAGGCUUGUCCCGUGUUUCAAAAACAAAGGAUGAAAGAAUCUUAAAACAGAUCAAUGCACUUAAGAGAAAGGGAAUCCAAUUCAUGGAAAAAAACCGAAUAAUGAAGCAG
Messenger RNA from Prosopis cineraria, 582 nucleotides. RefSeq names its product MADS-box protein JOINTLESS-like. The record is from RefSeq and is a predicted model, not a curated record. Gene Ontology annotation, molecular function: protein dimerization activity; DNA-binding transcription factor activity, RNA polymerase II-specific; RNA polymerase II cis-regulatory region sequence-specific DNA binding. The coding region runs from base 84 to 470 and encodes 128 amino acids. Lineage: Eukaryota; Viridiplantae; Streptophyta; Magnoliopsida; Fabales; Fabaceae. Gene Ontology annotation, biological process: positive regulation of transcription by RNA polymerase II. The transcript is spliced from 7 exons.